This is a messenger RNA of Culicoides brevitarsis, 1287 nucleotides long. RefSeq names its product UDP-glycosyltransferase UGT5-like. The record is from RefSeq and is a predicted model, not a curated record. The transcript has a single exon. Gene Ontology annotation, molecular function: UDP-glycosyltransferase activity. Lineage: Eukaryota; Metazoa; Arthropoda; Insecta; Diptera; Ceratopogonidae. Bases 1 to 1260 code for a protein of 419 amino acids.
AUGUUGUCAAGCACGACAGUAUCCACGUUUUUGCUCCUUGCGAUUUUCUUAUCAGUCGCAAAUUCGUACAAAAUUCUCGUGAUCUUUCCAACGGGCUCCUUCAGUCAUCAACGCCCUCAACAAGUUGUUUCACGAGCACUUGCUGAUGCAGGACAUGAAGUUACAAUUAUCUCCCCGAAUCCAUUUGAAACACAAAACCCAAAUAUCAAACAGAUUAACAUCAACUUCACUUACGAAUGCAUGAAAGUAUUUGACUUAUCAAAGCCCAUCACGCCUUUCGCAAUAUUGGAUCUCGUGAUAACUUAUGCUCAGUCAAUUACUGAACGCAUUCUUGAACAUCCAGAAGUUUGGGAAAUCUAUCAAAAUGGUAAAAAUGAAAAAUUUGAUGCUGUAAUUAUGGAACCUUUUUCUCACAUUCCGCUUUAUGCGAUUCGAGACAUUUUAAACACAACUUUUAUUGGCAUGUCAUCUACUGAGGUUAAUCCAACGACACACAGAAAUAUGGGAAAUGUAAUUCAUCCGAUUUUGCAUCCAAGUUUCUUUAUUGGAACUCCGAAAAAUCCAACAUUGCUCGACAGGAUUUAUAUGACUUACUACCAACUUUACAUUGAAUAUUGGCAAAAGUAUCUUUUUUAUCCGAAAAUGGAUGAAAUAAUCAAGAAAUAUUUCCCGCAAUUGAAAAGUACUGCAAAAACUUUAGUUCGCUUUGAUAUGUUGAUCGAAGGAGUGACAAUGGCCCUUGGGCGUGUAAGACCAUUAGUACCAAAUACUGUACAGAUUGGAUUUUUGCACGUUGAACCUCCAAAAGCUCUUCCUACUGAUUUGCAACGUUAUCUGGACAAUUCCAAAAAAGGAGUUGUUUACUUGAGUUUCGGUUCAAAUGUAAAAAGUGCUACUUUGAGACCCGAGAUAAGACAAAUUUUGAUAAACACGAUUAGAAGAUUAGAUUUUGAUGUGUUAUGGAAGUUUGAGGAAGACAAACUUGAAGAUAAGCCUGAAAACGUUAGAAUUGAAAAAUGGUUACCUCAACAAGAUGUCUUGGCGCAUAAAAAUAUCAAAUUAUUCAUAAUGCAAGGCGGUUUACAAUCCAUGGAUGAAACAAUUGAUCGAGGAGUUCCUGUCGUAGUCGUUCCUUUCUUCGGAGAUCAAUAUGCGAAUGCAGCAAAAAUUGAAAGGCUUGGAAUUGGUCGUCGUGUAAACGUGAAUGAACUCGAUAAACUCGAGGAAACUGUAUUAGAAGUGAUCGGAAAUCCAAAGUGAGUAUAUUUGUUUAAUGACCUUCCGUGU